AUGAUGCCGAUGCCACGAUGUUCAAAUAGCAGGCUCUGUAUCAGGAAAAGUCGCAGGUCGGGUGAGGCAACGGGAUUGCUUAUUAUUGCAGGAUCCUUGUGUGUGAUGGCACUGGUCUUUAAUAUCUGCGCACUCGCCUCGGGAUGGCUGGAGAGUGUUUCGGAUGCUGGUUCAACUUUGGAAUUAUCUACACCCGAAUGGGCGAUUGCACUCAAGUCCAUUUCUCUGGCAUUUGCGGGAGUAUCUUAUCUCUUCUACCUCUUAUUGAUCGCCAUUCAAUCCAAAACCCCCUGGGGAUAUCUCGUAACGGUAGCCGGGUUGCUUAUUGCGGCCGCCGCGUUGUUCAGUCUCAUUGGCAUUGAGAUCCGUCGUCAUCAGCGAGUCAAUGCCCCCGAGGUGUGGAUUUACACACAGAACUUCUUUGCCGCCGUGUUCGCUGCAUGCAUCUACGUUUUGGCAUCGGUUCUGCUUAUUCCUCAUGUGCUCAGUCUCUCCUAUCGUUCGCAGAGGGGGAAAGUCGUUCAAUGUACCAGCAUCAUGUUUCGACUCAAUUUCUUGGCUGUCUUCUUGCUGGGUGGUGCCGCCAUCUACAGCAGAAUUGAAGGCUGGACUUUGAUGGACUCUCUAUAUUUUACUGACUAUACAGUUCUCACAAUCGGUAUUGGGAAUAUAGUUCCCCAGACUCAUCUUGGACGCAGCUUAUUGUUCCCAUACGCUACGCUCGGGAUCAUCAGCUUGGGUCUUGUGGUCACCGCAGUGAUGUCCGUGACCGAUCAGAUGAGAGAACUGAGACUCUCGUACGUGAUUGAAAGGGUUCGUGGAGGCGCAGACUCCAAAGACGAUAACGACAAACUCCCAUCAUGCCAAAUUUCCCCUUGUCGACCGUCUUUCGUGCGCCACGCCACUCAAAGAUACCAAGAGUUUUUGAAAGAACAAGCGGUCCGGUCCCAAUUCUAUCGGAGAACGAGGUGGACUCAUCUCAUCGUAUUUGUGGCCGCCUGGUUUAUUUUGUGGCUCGUCAGCGCGGUUGUGUUUCGCCACUCGGAGAAGGAAUCAAAUUGGACCUACUUUGUUGCUUUGUAUUUCACAUACACCUCGCUCACGACCAUCGGAUACGGUGAUUAUUUCCCGACGAGCAAUUUCGGCAAGGUCUUUUUCAUCUUUUGGUCGCUACUGGCCAUACCAAUUCUGACCAAUUUGGUCACUUUGAUGGGCGCUGCGUUCCACGCAUGGCUACGAGAUUGUUCAAGCUGGGCCCGGAAGCGCAUUCUGAGCUUCAAAGGCUCGAAUGAGCACGACCACGAGCUUGAACAUUACUCAAGACUAAUAGACCAACAAACUCAAGGCCCCGUGAGUCAAGCAAGCUGCGAGACGGGCGUGGAGAAGCGUCCAGCCAAUUUGUCAUCUUCUCAUCGAAAUCUCCGGUCGGUACAGGCAGACAUCGGGCUAGCUCAGUCUACACCUGAUGAGCCGUCUCGCAGUGCCCCGGGGGGAACUUCUGCAUAUCGACAACUUAUUCUACUGCAGGAAAUCCAGGACCUCAUCGGUGCCACACGAGAAGAUGUGCAUGAGGGCCAGGAGAGCCUUUGCUGUAGAUGGUCAAAGAUCCUCCCCCUGCUUCAGGCCGCGGGUACUACCGAUGAUCUGGGAGAUCUAGUUUCCCUGUUCGCAACUGUUAAAGCUGCAAAGAUUUCGAGACGUGUACUCGGAGAUCACAAGCAAGAACGAGAAGAUCGAAAUAUUGAGAUCCUGUGGAUGAUAAGUCUCCUCGUGGAGAGGCUCUCGGCAGAUCUGCGACAGGAGCUUGCUCAAGGGAUCGAAUGA
Molecule: messenger RNA, 1824 nt
Organism: Penicillium oxalicum
Lineage: Eukaryota; Fungi; Ascomycota; Eurotiomycetes; Eurotiales; Aspergillaceae
Product: potassium channel family protein
Exons: 4
Coding region: 1-1824 (607 amino acids)
Biological process (GO): potassium ion transmembrane transport; stabilization of membrane potential
Cellular component (GO): membrane
Molecular function (GO): potassium ion leak channel activity
Source: RefSeq, a predicted model, not a curated record